Molecule: messenger RNA, 369 nt
Organism: Porites evermanni
Lineage: Eukaryota; Metazoa; Cnidaria; Anthozoa; Scleractinia; Poritidae
Source: the annotation of a GenBank genome assembly
UGCAUUUACCACCAAACACUGAGUGAUUAUGACCGUGCAGCAAGUUACAAAGAAGAAGACAAAUGUGACAACACUCUGACCAAAGGCUGGUAUAGGUUCACCGGCUUGGCCGGGGUUAGGAUGGCUGAUACGUGUGUGGCUAAAUAUCGCUGUGGUACGCAUGCGCCAGGCUGGCUGGAUGGUGGUCAUCCGACAGUGGGACAAGGGCGAGUGAAACGCAAAGUCUGUUACCAUGGGUCCUCUGGUUGCUGCCAGUGGUCUAACGACAUCUUGGUUCGUAACUGUGGAUCUUUCUACGUGUACUACCUGACACCUACACCAACUUGUAACUUACGCUACUGCGGAGACCAUGGGCUAGGUAAUGCUUAG